AUGGCUAGCUACGUCGUUAGAGCUUCGAUCUCUAAUGGUUCCGACAGUUUGGAGACUUGGGCGUUGGAACUUCGAUCCAUGGUGGUUUCAUUGCUUCGACAAUCCUUUAAGCGCAAUGCAGCGAUGGAAGCUCAUUUUUCCACAUUGGCAAGCCAACUAAGGCGCGUGCGCCUGCCAAAGUGCUAUGCUCUUUCAGAUGAAGGAAUGACGGAGAUUGUGAAAAAGCUUCCACUGUUAGAGGAGCUGGAUAUUUCAUUUACCAAUCUAUCUGAGGAUGCUCUUGAAGCUAUUGGGCGAUGUUGCCCUCGUCUGAAAACAUUAAAAUAUAACACCCCAGUGGACACUUAUGUCUAUGAUCGGGAGGCGUUUGCUAUAGCGAAAACCAUGCCUCAGCUACGUUAUCUAGAGAUUGGGGGAAACAAGCUCAGCAAUCAUGGCUUGCGUGCCAUUCUCUAUGGUUGCCCUCUGCUUGAGUACAUUGAUCUGCGACAUUGUUACAAACUUGAUUUGAGUGGAAGUUUGGGGAAGAUGUUGCGUGAGAAGAUUAAAGAGAUAAGGCUGCCACUUAACCUUGGAAGUAAUGGUCCGCUAUUUGAUUUGAAGGCGUACAUGGAAAGUGAAUUAGAACAUGCUUGUCAAUCUUAUGAAUUUUUGUAA
Molecule: messenger RNA, 657 nt
Organism: Lotus japonicus
Lineage: Eukaryota; Viridiplantae; Streptophyta; Magnoliopsida; Fabales; Fabaceae
Product: putative F-box/LRR-repeat protein 23
Exons: 2
Coding region: 1-657 (218 amino acids)
Source: RefSeq, a predicted model, not a curated record